AUGUCAUUCCCGAUGGGGAAGCAGAAGCAGGCGCUGCGGUUGGCCGUGAGCCUGGGCUGCUUCCUGCUGCGCUGCUGCGCUGUUGCGCAGGCACUGAGGCCGCGGGAGCCAGGCGCAGCAGGCAGGGUGAGUGUGAGCAGGGUGAUUGCGGGCAGGAUGAGUGCGAGCAGAGUGGGUCGCAGGCAGGGUGAUCGUGAGCAGGUGAGAAGAAUGGGCUCUGUGUCGGAGGAGCUCAGCCUGGUCCCCCUGCACCAGAGGCCAGAGCUGCUGGAGGCCUGCGCCGAGCUGCUGGGCGAGGAGUGGGGAAAAAGCCGAGCGUCGCGGAUACACACGCUCCAGCGCUCCUCAGACACCUUCCCUGCCUGCCUGCUGCUGCUGCGGAGCCAGGGCCCUUCUGUGGCCCCCACUGCCUGGGAGGGUCCCCACCAGCUUGUGGGCCAUGUCCGGCUCUCCCGUGUGGCUGGCCGGCCCCGUGACCUCUUCUUGGAGAGUGUUGUGGUUCCCCGGGCGCUGCGGGGCCAGGGCUAUGGGCGGCAGCUGAUGGAGGCCACUGAGCGGUGGGCUCGGGCUCGAGGCUUUGGCUGCCUGCACCUCACCACCCACGACAAGCAGCACUUCUAUGCCCACCUGGGUUUUUCCCUGGGUGAGCCAGUGCAGAGUGUGGCCUUCCUGAGCCCUGCCAUAUCCACUGAGGUGCUGCGGCUCUUCUCCACCCCUCCCAGCACUACCACCAUCACCAGGCAAAGGGUGCCCACUGCCCCGCCGCCUGCCCUCCUACCCCCUGCUGCCCCCCCACCCCCACCCCCACCGACUGUGGUCUGGGCAAGGGGAGUUCUGGCUGAGAGCAGCAGACCGAGCCUCCUGGAGACCCCCCACCGUGAUGCCAAAGGGCUGCCCAUCUUCUGGAUGAAGAAGAACAUUUGA
Messenger RNA from Indicator indicator, 924 nucleotides. RefSeq names its product N-alpha-acetyltransferase 80, NatH catalytic subunit (gene NAA80). Lineage: Eukaryota; Metazoa; Chordata; Aves; Piciformes; Indicatoridae. Gene Ontology annotation, molecular function: acetyl-CoA binding; N-acetyltransferase activity. Bases 1 to 924 code for a protein of 307 amino acids. Gene Ontology annotation, cellular component: cytoplasm. Gene Ontology annotation, biological process: protein acetylation. The record is from RefSeq and is a predicted model, not a curated record. The transcript is spliced from 2 exons.